GUACUGCAGGGACGUCCAGAUCAGCUUCAUUGAAAGGAUCCAGGCAGCCAAGCAUUGGACAUCGGCCGCCAUCAUCCAAUUGCUACAGAAAGUAGAAGAGAUGGAAUUGCCCAAGGACAUGAAGGAGAACAUCCAGGGAGCCAUCGAGAAGUGCCAGGCGAACGAGGGCACCCACCUCAAGCUCACCACAGCAGGGCAGAAGAUCCACCAUGUCCCAGGCUACCUGACCCAAGCCGAGUGGACACUUCUGGAAUCCACCCAGUCCAACGAUGACAUGAUGCAGGUCCUGGCCAAGAGGCUCAGGGCCAUGGGCCUUUCGUCGCUGAAAGAGUCGACCAUCCACCAGGUGCUGGCCACCAUCCUGUACGUCCAACACUCCCAAGGCAGGACGGAGCUGCACCCCAGAGCCGUCCAUGCCAUGGUCGAGGACUUCAGUGCCAUUUUCCAUGGCACAGCGAAGACCACAACGACUGGAUUGGCCAACUAUCCGGAAAAUCCCAAGCAAAAUGGCCAAGCCUGGUUGGCCCAGGCUUACGGUGAGGGUACAGGUCCAGCCUGUCGUUCUCUGCCACUGCAUGCAUGGAUGAAAAAGGUGCCCAUGCGGAAGAACCAUUACCUGCUGCAGGAGGAACGCUUCCCAUGCAAGACCAGGUCUGAAGACAGCUGGGCCCAGGCCGCACGGCUGCUGAGCGACUUGGCCAAGCGGCACAUGGCAGGGCCAGCUGAGCCACAAAUUACCAUGCUUCAGCCUUCUCGCGUGGCCAUCCCGGCAGCCCAGACCAUGGAAUCGGGCCAGCCCACCCAGCCACCAGUGGAGACUUCCGUGGUUGUCAUGGAGCCAGAAGGCACCCAAGCAGGGGAUUUCGAGGACCAGGCUUUCCAGGCACUCAAGCAGAAGAAGAAAAACACCAAGGCCAAGGCCCAGGCGAAGGCCAAGGCCACUGUCAAGACAAAGGCGGCUGCGGGCAAUGCCGGGACCCAACGUACACGGGUCUGCGAUUGCCAGGCGAACCUCCUCGACAUGGUACACCAAGGCACCAUGUUUGGAGCUACUACCCGGGCCAAGCUUUUGGAGGCUGCAGAGACUGCCAUGGAGUGCUUCCACUAUGCGGAGUUCCAAGUGCCUCUCAUGAAGAAGCGGCACUGGCUUCUGCACAUGCCAGAUUUCCUCCAAAAGCAUGGGACGUUGCCAUCGACAUUUACCACGGAAAGGAAACACAAAACCAUUUCAGCCUAUGCAACCAGAUUACAGAAAACCGGUGCCUUUGAACGUAAUCUGAUGGACCAGGUCGUGGCCAUGGAGAUCACCACUCUGAGGGAACCAGGUCUGUUUCCCGAAACUUGCCAGUUGGUGAAACCCCACAAACCCACGAAAAAACAGCUGCAGCUCCUCCGCCACUUCCUGGAUGGCCCAGCAAAUGAAGCCAUGGUUGCUUCGAGCGCCAAGCUCGCCAGGGGUGGCACCAUUCACUGCAACGACGUGGUGGUCUUCCACCACGAGGACGGACUUUGGGAACUUGGCCAAGUCUGGUUCCAUCUGGACUUGGGACUGCAGAAGGUCGCACUGCUCCAACGUUGGGUUCCCACGGUGAACAAAGAAUCCCAUUCUGCCAAGUGCUCCAUCAGCAAUGAGCAAGGUUUCGUUCCCAUCGAGUCCAUCCAGUACCCACUGGUGUAUAGCAAGGUCUCAGACGAAGAGGAUCCGUGCACCACGUGCGACGAGAGGCAGACGAAGCAGAGGCUGAAGAAGGAGAAGAAGGAAAAGAAGAGAGAGAAGAAGGAGAAGAAAGAAAGGAAGCGAAGAGCCAAGAAGGCGGUCAUCCAGGAGCUCCGGGCGCAGCUCCAGCAGUCUGCUGAGCUGCAGCAAGCGCAGCUGGGCCAGCAGGCUCAGCAGAUUCAGGCGCUGCAGGCGCCGGCUUCGAGCUCUUCGCCUUUCUCUUUGCUGCCCUGGUGUAGGAUGUCAGGUGGCGGGAUCAUCAUGGACGCAAGCCUUUCUCCGCAAGGCCGAGACCUCGAGCGCAGGGUCGUGGAACAGGACCCUGGAUCCAGCGGAGAAGGGCCUGAUUACUAUACCCUGGAUAAGCUGCACAAUGCUGGCGAAUCAGAAGGGCUGGAGGCCUUUCGCCACCUUUACCUGGAGUACAACCCGAAGCUUUCUUCGAGGUAUGUGGGUUUGCUCCUGGAGAUCCUGAGGUACAAGUUCGAGGCGGACCUGGUUUCAUGCGUGGAGGCCUUCGAGAGGAAGGUCCGGGAGUAUGAGAAGCAGUCUGGGAAGGACGUGGACGAUGACACGGUCAUCGGCAUCGUCAUUCUUCGGAUGACGGAGCAUGCUGUGAAGGAGCACCUGGUGAGGCACACGAGCCGGCUGGACGCGUGGUCGAAGAUGCGUGCAGAGAUCGUGGAGAUCGCCAGGACGCCGCAGUAUCUGAGGAGCACGCCCCAGGACAUGGAUAUCGGGGCGUUUCCCAAAGGAAAGAAAGGAGACAGAGGAGGUAAAGGAAAGGACAAAGGAAAAGACAGCAAAGGGAAGGACAAAGGAAAAGGCAAAGGGAAGGACAAAGACAAGAGCAACAGUGCAGGAGGAGGCGGUGCUGGGAAAGGCCAGCGCAUUUGCUUCUACUGCAACAAACCGGGGCACACGAAGCAAGAGUGCCGAGAGAGGCUCGCGGACUUGAAGAAGGCCGAGAGCGGAAAAGGAAGGACCGCCGCAGCAGUUCCAGAGAGUAGCGAGCCAGAGGGUGAGUCCGCUGCAGCUUCAACUUUGCGCGUUGCGGUGCCUGAAGCCCUAGGAGAAGCUAUCAACAUGAAGACCAUGAACUUCAGCUAUAGGGAAAGAACGCAGUGCUUGUUAACAAAGCAGGCAGGUGAGCGGCUCAAGGAGCGGCUGGUGGAACUCCCAAGGACUCCUCUGGUCAAGGCCAGCUCCCCGGACGAGCCCUGGGAAGGCGAGAAGGCGGACGCGGUUUUGGGCGACACAGCCAGGUACUGUAUCGACUACUGCUUCUUCACGAAAGCCUUGGGCAAGGACAACGCGGUGCAGAGCAUCGGCGACCUCCAAGAGGCCAGGACGCUUACAGAGGCCAGGCCCGAGUCUAAGACUAAGACCGUGUUGGUUUGCAGGGACCAGAAGUCGGGUGCCUUGUGUGCGGGUGUUGCGAACAGCAAGGGAGCCGAGGAUGCUUACUCUACUGCUUUUGCUUUAGAAGGGCUUAAGUUCUGUGGGCACCCCGACGUGAUGACUGUGAGCACCGAACGCUCUAUUAGGUCGGUAGCAGACCUCCUGGUGAGAAGGUACUUCAAGAAGGCCACAGCGCAACCAACCCCCAAGGGGGACUCCCAAGCAAACGGCGCAGCUGAACGCGCUGUCCUUGAGCUGGGCAACCAGGAUGGCCGGACAGCCUAUGAGCGGCUGAGGGGUCGAACGUACAAGGGUGAGGUUGCUGAGUUCGGAGAGGCUGUUCUGUACAAGAUCUCUAACCAAGAUGCCGUUCCAUCCGCCGACGGGUGGAAGAAGCGAUUCGUGAAGGAGUUCUUGGGCAAGACGGAAACCGGCCGGCAGGAGGCCGAAGAUGGAGGGGAUGUCCCGAUGGAAGCCGGUCACAAGGCUCCUCGGAAGGAAGCGCGCCUCAGCAGAAGGCAGCGGUGGAGCAGUCCAGCCACGCGGCGCUUCAGGUCGCAGCUCGGGACCGAGCACGGCCAAGCGAGAACUGCGCAGCAGGGAGACGAUGAUGGUGUGGUCAUCGCGGGGCUUCCCACACUCCACGAGUGUGCCGUGUACGACGAGAGGACAGGCGAAGCCCUCCACGACGAGGACCAGGUGAAGGAAGGAAGAGCGAAGGAGAUGAAGCAGAUGGAAGCCUUUGGUGUCAAGAGCGACAUCAGCUACCAAGGGGCGAAGGCGAAGGGACUUCGCCUGGUGAGGUCCCGAUGGGUGGACACCGCGAAGGAGAUCAAUGGAAAGCCCGGUGUGAGGAGCCGGCUUGUGGCGCAGGAGGUGAACACCUAUAAGCGGGAGGACGUGUCGAUGGGCACUCCCCCUCUUAGAGUGCAUCGCGCCGUGAUCUCGCACGCCGCGACCGCGAAGCCAGGACAAAGCGUAAGCAAGAAGCUUGUUGCCAGGUACGACGUGAGCGUUGCCUUCUUCCAUGCGGAGAACAGUGCCAUGAAUGGAACGAGAGAAGCCUCAAGACAGUGGGGAACGAAGAUCCGAAAGGUGAAGACAGCCAACGGCUACAGCGAGCUGUUGCUUUGCCCGAACACCUACUACCUUGCAGGUGGUCACGUGGCGCUGUCGUGCCACGGUGACGACUUCUUGGCGAGUGGAGAAGCAAGGGAGCUUGACAAGCUGGACGAGAUCAUGAAGCAGAACUAUGAAGUGAAGGUUCUGCCGAGGAUUGGGGACCCCAAGCAUGGAGGGGAAACCGAUUCUGGUCGGCACUUGGGCAGAGUGAUCAAGUGGACAGGCUCUGGGUUUACAUGGGAAGCAGACCCAAACUACUCGGAGCAGGUCGUGGAGGAGCUAAAGCUCAAAGGGUGCAGGGGUGUAGACGUAGACACACCGUCCUCAAAGGCCACACGAGCAGGAAACAGGCUUGUUGACUGUGAGAUUGAGAAGCAGAGAGCGGAUGUAUUCCGCCGAGUCGAGUGGCAGGCAUCGUCCGUACAUGUCGGUAGACCGCUCAAGAGAGUCGGCAGGUACAUCGCGACGUACCCUGUUGAGAAGUGGCACUUUGAGCUGCAGAAGGCCCCCAGCGUCCUUGAGUCAUUCAGCGAGGCCGAAUUCUAUGCCAUGGUCAAGACGGCAGCGGAAGGAAAGCUCACGCACGCCAUCCUCGAGCACUUUGGGUGGAGGACAAAGCACGCAGUGUUGAGCGACAGCUCCGCUGCAAGAUCGUUGGCGCAGAGGGUAGGAUGUGGAAAAGUGAAGCAUCUGAGCCUCAAGGAGAUGUGGAUACAGCAAGCUGUUCGUGAUAAAGAGCUGUCCAUUGGCAAGGUGGACACAUCAAUGAAUCUUGCCGAUCUUGGCACGAAGGCUCUAGAGGAAAGGGGCAUGGCGGCAGCUGUGUUAGCCUGCUGCGUGUCAGUGGCGCACGCUGUGCAAGAAAAGAGCCGGGAGUCACAAGAUGACUCGGGGGAUCUAGGGGCCCUCAUGGUGUAUUUCUUUGCCAUGGUCGGGUUCUACAAGUUAAACGUAUUGUGUUUGAAGGGCUGGGCUUGGCUGUACGGAAGUGUUGGAACCAGGGGCCUAGGCCCCAGCACAGGGUUAGCCCGCGCAGCCAUGGAUCCUGGCGAGUUUUCUUCGGCAGCAGCCCUCAGUCCGGUGGAGCUGGGCAGAGCGGCAGCUGCAGCCACUGGUGGCGGGAACUCCAAGCUGAGACGCUGUACUGGAAACGAGGAGAAAGUUUCAAGGGAGCGUGCUUCGGCACGCGUUGCAGAGAGCAGUGAGGAAAGCCCUGCAUUUGGACAGAGUUGCGCAGGAAGACUUCGAGUGGUGAGGGCGAGGGACACACUGUCCUUGCUGACGGUGGCAGAGCUGCAGACAGGAGCCAGGCUGGAAGGAGUCCCGGUGACAGGGAUCAAGACUGACCUGGUGGAUCGUCUGGCACCUUGCUUCAUGAAUGGAGGCGAGGAGCAGCCUACGACGAGGCAGCUCAAGUAUGUCCUGUACAUCUACGCAAGACGAGCCCAAUGCAAGAUCAAGUACGAGAGCAUCAGACGCAAGAGCACCGUGUCUGAUUGGAUAGCCAGCUGGAAGGUUUGA
Symbiodinium necroappetens is the source of this 5761-nucleotide messenger RNA. NCBI's taxonomy places the organism in Eukaryota, Dinophyceae, Suessiales, Symbiodiniaceae. The record is from the annotation of a GenBank genome assembly.